Diachasmimorpha longicaudata is the source of this 3261-nucleotide messenger RNA. It is a transcript of the gene kar, whose product is annotated as monocarboxylate transporter 10. The record is from RefSeq and is a predicted model, not a curated record. Lineage: Eukaryota; Metazoa; Arthropoda; Insecta; Hymenoptera; Braconidae. Gene Ontology annotation, biological process: transmembrane transport. The transcript is spliced from 9 exons. Gene Ontology annotation, cellular component: membrane. Gene Ontology annotation, molecular function: monocarboxylic acid transmembrane transporter activity. The coding region runs from base 587 to 2458 and encodes 623 amino acids.
UGCCAGUUGAAUAUCGAUCAGUCUAUGAUUUCUUUGAGGUCUGAAGCUUUUGAAAUUUCGCCAGUAAAAUACUCUCAAAAAUCAUUUCUCUCUGAUAUUAUUCCGGUACGAAAUUCGACAAGUUUCAUUAAAGAUCAUUGAAAAGAGAAGAGGAGCGGUAGUCGACUUUUGCGAUUCGAACAUCUGCUAUAUCGCGCACGUGGAAUAGAUCGAAGUGAGGGAAAGUGUGUGAGCUUUGCCGAGUAAGGUCAGGGUUUAGCGCCUUGGUCGAUGCCAGUGGGGGCUCUUACCUUGUCUCUUUCAUCCACAUAAUCAUCAGUGAUAACAAUGUGCGCCAGUACUUGUGAACAAAGUGCCAGAGAUCAACAAAGUGAUGACUGAACAUUCAUUGGAUGGUUAAACAUAAUUAUGACCAGCACUGUUGUUAGGCGCCACGUGUGGUUCCAUAUAUCGAGCAUUAACUACUGUCCCCUGAGACCCAGUUAUCAGUGAAAAUCCGAUACCCUUGCAGUAUCGAGCGGAACUCAUUUCACACAGUCAUGAGUUUAAAAACUUAUCUGUAACAAUAAACUACCUCUGAACCACCAUGACUGCAACCGAAUACACCGACUCAAACGGAAUUGUGGGAACAAAUGUCGGCUCAGCAGACACGAGAUGCGUCAUUGACAAUCAGAGAGCCACUGAAGAAAUGAUGACACGUGUCAAGGUGACACCAAUAGAAAGGCAGUCCAGUGACAACGGAGACGAAAGUGAAGCUUUUAUUGAUAAUAAUCAUCCUCAAAUAGUUUCAUUAAGCGGACAAUCAAAGUCCGGCAAUCUUUCGCCGAAUAAAUUGCCACGAAAGAAAGCCCAACCUGAGGAUGAGGAUGAUGAUGAUGACAAAUUACCACCGGAUGGCGGAGUCCGGGCAUGGAUGAUAAUGCUAGGAAGUUUUACUAUUAAUGGAAUUUUGUUCAGUGUCAUCAACUCCUAUUCCCUAAUUUUUCUCAAAUUAUCGGAAAUUCUGAGAGACGCCGGGGAAACGGAGGUCUCGUCGAAAGCUUCAUUGGUUGGCUCACUGACAAUAGGAACAACAUUUUUCUUGUCUCCUGUUGCUGGUAUUCUUACUGACAAAAUUGGAAUUCAGAUGACAACAUUUAUCGGUGGUGCACUGGCUUUUGGAGGAAUGUUAUUGUCUUCUAUGUUCUCCACUAGGGUUGAAAUUCUGUACCUAACUUACGGUGUUAUGUACGGUCUGGGUGCGAGUCUGGCGUACACACCGAGUUUAGUCAUUUUGGGGCACUACUUCAAACGUUAUUUGGGGCUCGUUAAUGGGGUUGUAACCGCCGGAAGCUCUGUAUUUACUACAAUUAUGCCUUACUUAAUGGGUAGCUUGUUGAAGCGAUUUGGACUGGUCGGUACACUCAGAAGUUUGGCGGUCCUUACAUCGGUAGUUAUGAUGUGUGCGAUUCUCUUCAAGCCAAUACCUGUAGCGAAUAAAGCAGCGCACACACCGGAGUCUGGAGUCCCUCGGAAGGCUACCUUCAGGUCAAAGAUGAAGACAGUAGUAAACACGUCCAUCUGGAAGCGGAAAAAAUACGUUGUCUGGGCCAGUGCCAUCCCCUUAGCACUCUUCGGGUAUUUCGUUCCUUACGUUCACAUAGCAAAUUUCGUACAGAAAGUAUUUGAUCAAAAUGCCAACGAGCGUCUCCCGAUUAUGUGUAUUGGAAUUACGUCUGGCAUUGGUCGUCUUGUUUUUGGAUACAUUGCGGAUUUGCCAAGGAUUAAUAGAAUACUAUUACAACAAAUAUCCUUCCUCAGUAUUGGUGUCUUAACGAUGCUCUUGCCACUGACACCUCCUUACUACUCAAUUCUUCUUGUGAUAACUUUGAUCAUGGGUUUAUUUGAUGGAUGUUUCAUAUCAUUACUUGGUCCCAUUGCCUUUGAUAUUUGUGGAAGGGAAGGAGCAACCCAAGCCAUUGGAUUUCUCCUGGGAAUGUGUUCCAUACCUCUAACUGUUGGUCCACCCAUAGCGGGUUUAUUAUUCGAUCAUACAGGGUCUUAUACAUUACCACUAGUUCUGGCUGGGAUUCCCCCGAUAAUUGGAGCUGGCGCCAUGUUCCUAGUGUGGUUUGUGGACGAUUCCGAAUCGGAAUCUGGUAAGAACCAUCUAACUGAAGAAUCCAUCAACGACGAUGCUUGCCUCAAUGGAAUAGCGAAGCCGAGAUGCGAAUUACUCGAUGGAUCUGGUAGAGGGAGAGAGGAAGGUAGGUCAUCAAAAAAUCAAAAUUUAUCAGCCGCUGCACUUUGCAAUGCUAAAUUUCAACGGAACCUUGAUCGUGCCUGUUACUCCGAGCCAUUCAUGGACUGUCCAGUCACCUACUACAGAUGCUCCAAUGAAAUUCAGCGUAAUGGCUGUGGAUGCAUUACAUACUCUGAAAGUGUUCCAUUAUUGAUUAGUACUAAAUUGAUUGAGUGAUUGAAAGCACGAAAUAUUUCGCUCGAAAUAAUAGACUGAUAAUCAUUUUUUCUCACUUUUAUCUGCUGUAUGAGCUGUGUUAUCAUUAGUUUCGUGGUGCCAAGUCACGAAUACAAUCGUGAACAAAAUGAUUUUUUUUUUCUACUAAAGUGGAGUGAUCGAUGUUUCUAUUUGUCGCUCUGAAAUCAUCCUCUUGGCUAUGGAAAAAUCCGCUUUAUCUUUCUUCUUUCUGCUUUCUCGUGAAUGAACGAGUCGAAUAUAAAUUGGUGAUUAGUUCCUUCAAAGAUAUUUUUGAAUCUAAAGUAAAUGAGUCAUGAUGGUGACUAGGAUUUUGUUGCCACUCUCUUCACAGAAUAUUAGACAGGAUGACAGGAACAUUUAUCAUUUUAAGAUAAAAAUAAAAUCUGAAGUGACCGUUCUAAAAAAACAAAUUCAUACAGUGAAAAUUCAUUCUAAACAUUUCGAAGAAAUAGUCACCAAAUGAAAUUGACUCAUCUUGUUUUACCAUUUCACUACUUAACUGUGAGUAGUGGUCUCCUAUUUGUUGCAUUGAAGAUGUUUUUGUCUUGGCUUUUUUAUUUAAUAUAGAAAAUGAAGAACAUAAGAAGUGAUGAUGAUACUUUAGAUAACUGCACGUCUGCGUGUUCUUUCUACACUUGAAUAAACUUCUAUCAAUUCUCAAACGCUUGCACUUUUUUUCGUUUGCCUUUCCUAUCUUUAAAAAAUCUUAUCUAUUUGAUUUCUGUGAUUUGUGGGUAUUGGUAAAUUGUUCCGGUUUCCAUGACGGUGAAAAUAGGCAAUUU